ACCACACAAGCCGACCUCAAGUAUCUUGAGGUCGAUCUCAUAACAGUCGACACGUCACCCAGCUGUUCUGCACGCAUCCGAGGGACCACCGACUACUGCCGAGCUAGGGCGACCGGUCCACGCGACCUGACAUUCAAGAGAAGGAACGGAGGCCGUAACAAGCAUGGCCGCGGCCAUGUGAACUUCAUCCGCUGCUCCAACUGCGGCAAAUGCUGCCCCAAGAUGGUUUUCGGGUCCUUGAAUGAUUUGUUAGAAAUUUACGAUGUCAGAUUUGAGCUCCUUAAUGACAAGGCAAUCAAGAGGUUUCUGGUGAGGAACAUAGUUGAGCAAGCAGCUGUGAGGGACAUCCAGGAUGCCUGUGCUUUCGACACGUACACCCUUCCCAAGCUAUAUGUGAAGGUACAGUACUGUGUCUCGUGUGCCAUUCAUUCUAAAGUGGUGAGGGUCCGCUCUCGCACGGAUAGGAGGAACCGUGAGCCUCCAAAGCGCUUUAUUCGUCCAAGGGAUGACCAGCCCAGGCCCGGCCAAGCACCACGUGCUGGUGGAGCACCCGCAGCCCCCCGGGUUUAAUAUCCCGCCUUUCUCUUUGAUCGAGUGUGAUCUUAUUUUGCAAGUUUUAAUAUUAUUAGUUUGGUGGAUACUGUCUACUUUUGUCACUCAACCAUGACUAUUGUUGGUGGAGGAAAAAGUUCUUGACCAUUAUUAAAUUUGAGUUUGAUUUUAUGGCUUCAUGGAUAUUUACUGUUUUUGCCUAUGAACUCCUUGGAUGCGUUCUUGUCUUGUAAAAGGAUGUGAUGUUCUUAAACUGAGUUGGCCAUUCUUGGUGUUGGUUCAAUCUUCUCUCCGAAUUGAAUUUUUUGGAUACAAGGUUUCAUUUUGUGAGACUUUUAAUCUAUCAUAAAUAAAAAAGGGUUUUAAAA
Molecule: messenger RNA, 920 nt
Organism: Striga asiatica
Lineage: Eukaryota; Viridiplantae; Streptophyta; Magnoliopsida; Lamiales; Orobanchaceae
Source: the annotation of a GenBank genome assembly